CCUCAGCCAACCCCAGGUUCCCAUGAGGCAACGCGCGCCGGCGAGGAGGCAGGUUUACCAAGUAGAAUGAACCAUUGCCUUUGGAAAAGUCAUGCAGGUUGUAAGAAACUCCGGGUCGUGGCUCCUGCGGUCCUGGGCUGGAUCUGGGAUGACCAGGCUUGUGGCCAUUACCCCAGCUAAGAGUAUCCACACCGGAGCCCCGAGGUUAGAAGACUCAGCUGCCAGGCAGAACACUGAAAAGGAAGCGGCUCCGAGUCGCUUCAGCAUUUACCCUCCGGUUCCAGGCCAGGAAAGCUCCCUGCAGUGGGCAGGGAUGAAAUUUGAGGAAGUCCCAAUUGCACACAUUAAAGCAACCUACAACAACACACAGAUCCAGGUAGUCUCUGCCACUAACACGUCCCUGGCCCGCGCCUCCUGUGGCACGGAAGGCUUUCGCAAUGCCAAGAAGGGCACCGGCAUCGCAGCACAGACGGCAGGCAUAGCUGCAGCAGCAAAAGCCACAGGCAAAGGAGUGACCCACAUCAGAGUCGUAGUGAAAGGCAUUGGACCAGGACGCUGGUCUGCCAUCAAAGGACUGACCAUGGGUGGUCUGGAAGUGAUCUCCAUCACAGACAACACCCCUGUCCCACACAAUGGCUGCCGACCCCGGAAGGCUCGAAGACUGUGAUAGCAAGGAAACCUGGACCUGAACCUGACCUAAAGUCUUGACUCAGGUGGAUCCUACAGAAAGCCCACUGUGGAGGCUGCUGGAGCGGGCUGUUCUCGAGCCUUCCUUGGGAGAACAUUCCUCUCCUUGCACAGAAGCUGGAGGUGCCGAGGCUGGCCUCUUGGACAUGAGGGAGUGGGAACUGCUGGCCACUGUGGCCAGCUCCAGCCUCUGCUCUGAAAAUAAAGGACUGUUCUCUGUA
This is a messenger RNA of Rattus norvegicus (Norway rat), 908 nucleotides long. It is a transcript of the gene Mrps11, whose product is annotated as mitochondrial ribosomal protein S11. Gene Ontology annotation, cellular component: mitochondrial inner membrane; ribosome; mitochondrial small ribosomal subunit. Gene Ontology annotation, molecular function: structural constituent of ribosome. NCBI's taxonomy places the organism in Eukaryota, Metazoa, Chordata, Mammalia, Rodentia, Muridae. The record is from RefSeq and is a predicted model, not a curated record. Gene Ontology annotation, biological process: translation.